AUGACGACUAAUUUCAGCCUGACCAAUCAUACCCUGAUGGUUGCAAGUGUAGAUAACAACUCUGGGUGGAAUGACACUGACAUUUAUGCGUACAUCGAACAAAGGAUUUUCUCCGUCUUUCUUAUUUUCGUCAGCACUUUUGGAUUUCUGGGGAACGGCUUUGUCAUCUGGCUUUUGGGCUUCCGCAUGAAGAGGAAUCCUUUCACCAUCUACAUCCUCAACUUGGCUGUGGCUGAUAUUGGAGUCCUCAUAUCCAUGGCGAUGUUUUUCGCCGUGGGACAUCUCCUUUCAACGUCCAUCUGUGAGGAGCUCAUCAUAUUCACAUACAGCGCCGGCCAGUUCCUCCUAACCGUCAUCAGCAUUGACAGGUGCAUAUGCGUCCUCUUCCCAUUUUGGCAUCAGCUCCACCGACCGGCUCACUUGUCUGCCACGGCGUGUGCCGUCAUCUGGGUCCUCUCCUUCCUGCUCAGCGCCAUUCACUUCAUACUCCUCCAGACUGGAAACCCGGGGAAAAAGAACCACCUCAUGUUCUUCCAGUUUUUUGUCAAUGUCCUGCUUUGUGUCCCGUUCAUGAUCAUCUCCGCUCUGACCCUCUUCGUCAAGAUGUUUCUAAAGCCACAACAGCGCCGGCGAGGAAGGCUUUUAACGGCCAUCUUUGCUACUCUUCUCUUUUUCAUCGUCUUUGCUUUCCCGCUGAAUGCCAUUUACUUGCUCUCCAGGUUGACCCAAAAUGCUGAUUCCACUACCAUGCGGUAUGGAUUGCUAUGCGCCUCGCUCAACAGCAGUGUGAACCCGCUGAUUUAUUUCCUUGUUGGGAGAAAGAAGAAG
This is a messenger RNA of Gekko japonicus, 828 nucleotides long. RefSeq names its product proto-oncogene Mas-like. Gene Ontology annotation, molecular function: G protein-coupled receptor activity. Lineage: Eukaryota; Metazoa; Chordata; Lepidosauria; Squamata; Gekkonidae. Gene Ontology annotation, biological process: G protein-coupled receptor signaling pathway. The record is from RefSeq and is a predicted model, not a curated record. The annotation marks the transcript as partial. The transcript has a single exon. Gene Ontology annotation, cellular component: membrane.